AUCUGAUAUCACUGCGUUACAAGUUUAACAACUUCACCACUUUUUAGGUUACACCAACUCCAUAAUAAUCUCAUAAACCCUCUUACAUAUAUAUUCUCCUCUUCCCAUACUCAUUUCAUUCAACCAAAAAUCCUUCAAAACAUUCCAGCAAUUAAUCCAACGCAUAGAAGUACUGCUAGUUAACAGCCCGAAAACAUGAAGAAAUCAUCCAUGUCAUUCUGCAUCAUGAUAGUGCUACUAGCAACAAUGCACACAGCAAAAGCUGUUGCUACGCCAGAAACUCCUGUCAUUGAAUUAUAUAUGCACGAUAUUCUAGGAGGGAGUAACCCUACAGCCCGGCCAAUCACUGGUCUUCUUGGGAACAUCUAUAAUGGGCAGGUACCCUUUGCUAGGCCACUCGGGUUUGUUCCCCCUAAAAAUGGGGUGGCCAUCCCUAACAGUGGUGGUUCCAUUCCAACUUUGAAUUCCAACGGUGUCCCACUAGGAACAGGGUUGGCGGGUACAGCCUUUGCCGGAAGUAACAACAACAACAACCAGAAGAACAUCAAUACGGCACAGCUUUUACCUGAUGGAUUAGGCCUUGGGUUCGGGACUAUUACAGUAAUUGAUGAUAUUCUGACAACUUCUCCUGAUUUGAGUUCACAGACAGUUGGAAAGGCUCAAGGUGUUUAUGUUGCUAGUUCAGCUCAAGGGAGCACACAAAUGAUGGCCUUCACUGCUAUGCUUGAGGGAGGAGAAUACGGAGACAGCAUCAAUUUCUAUGGUAUUUACAGGAUUGGAAGUCCUCAUUCUAGGUUAUCAGUAACAGGUGGCACUGGAAAAUUCAAGAAUGCGUGUGGAUUCGCUGAGCUUCGACCACUGAUACCAUCUGGACAGCACGUUACAGAUGGGGCAGAGGCGCUACUCAGGAUUUUGAUCCAUUUGAAGUACUGAUAACAGAAGAAUCUACUGAAAAAGUCAUUGUGUGAUCUAUUUGUGCUUGGUUUUUGUAUGUGUUUCAGUUUCUAGCUUUUCCAUCUUUAUGGUAAAAAUGAAAGUAAAAAGAAAGCAUGUAAUUCAUUGUACUCAUGUAACAUAAUAUAUAUUUCUCACGUGUUUCGCAA
Messenger RNA from Beta vulgaris subsp. vulgaris (sugar beet), 1103 nucleotides. RefSeq names its product dirigent protein 18. The record is from RefSeq and is a predicted model, not a curated record. The transcript has a single exon. The coding region runs from base 196 to 933 and encodes 245 amino acids. Lineage: Eukaryota; Viridiplantae; Streptophyta; Magnoliopsida; Caryophyllales; Amaranthaceae.